GUCCAAGAAAAGACAUAUAUAUAUAUACGUUGUACCAAUUUUGAGGUCUGCAUCAAAUUUGGUCAUCCGAAAACUGAUGAAUGAUGAUGCUGCAAAAUCUUGGUUUUUUUCUCCACCAUUGCGCCAAAGCCAAGGCAUUAAGAAGUGGGAUUUCUUUCCACGCUGCAGCUAUCAAGAUAGGACUAGUAGCAGACACUUCCAUCUGCAAUCACAUUCUCAAUUUCUACGCCAAAUGUGGACUUCUUCACCCAGCCCACCAGAUGUUUGACGAAAUGCCGCACAGAAAUUUGGUCUCGUGGUCCGCCAUGAUAUCUGGCUAUAACCUUUGGGGCAGAUCCCGUAAAGCGCUUCAACUCUUCAGCAAUAUGCAGAGGCAUUUUAAGCCUAAUGAUUCAGUAUUCUCGAGCGCUCUUAGCUCCUGCGCCAGCUCAAGGGACUCGAAUCUCGGGCAGCAAAUUCAUGCGUCCGCGUUAAAGCUCAACUAUUGUUCUGUUAGUUUCGUUGUUAAUUCACUGAUUUUGGUGUACAUGAAAUGCGGCAUGUGUGCUGAUGCACUAUCCGUUUUUAGUAAUAGCAGUUUUGUUCACCCAACUCUAGUUUCCUACAACAUUGCAAUCACUGGGCUAGUGGAUAACAAGCUGUUCGAGAAGGGAAUGGAGUUGUUUGUGAUUCUUUUAAGACGGGGUCUGCUUCCGGACCGGUUUACUUUUGCGGGAUUAUUAGGCGCUGGUGAAGCCUUAUAUGGUUUAUCAAUGGUUCUGCAACUGCACUGUCAAAUGGUGAAGCUCGGGCUUGACUGUAUGUCGUUUUCUGGGAAUGUUCUGAUGACAUUCUACUCCAAGUUUAGUUUGUUUCAAGAAUCCGACAAGGUGUUCAGGGCCAUUUCGAAAAGAGAUGUCUGUUCCUGGAAUACUAUCAUUUCUGAUUGUUGCCACUGUGAUGAUCACUCGAAGGCUCUGGAUGUUUUGAGAGAGAUGGACCUGGCUCCAGAUGAUUACACGUAUGCUAGUGUGCUUUCGGCAGCUGCUAACAUGGCCUCCGUGAGAAUUGGCAAACAGAUUCACUGCCGUCUGAUCAGGACAGGGCCGGAUUGGGAUGUUGGCGUUGGAAAUGCACUUGUCAACAUGUAUGCUAAGUGCGGAAACAUUACCUCAGCAUACACUGUCUUUGAGCGAAUGGAGAUUCGCACUCUUAUAUCUUGGAACACCAUCAUUGCUGCGUUUGCAAAUCACGGCCACGCUGAGAAAGCUAUGGCACUGUUCGAGGAGAUGAAGAGAGCAGGUGUGGAGCCAGACUCCAUCACAUUUCUUGAACUGAUGACUGCUUGCAGUCACUCUGGGCUUGCUGAUGAGGGCCGGAUGGUGUUUGACUCUAUGAGCAGACUUUACGGAAUAAGCCCUGGAAUCGAGCAUCUGUGCUGCCUCGUUGAUCUGCUAGGGCGAUCUGGGAGGUUAAACGAGGCUGAAGAAUGUAGUGAUGAUAAACAGUUGAGAGAUGAAGUUGUUUUGGGAUGUUUACUUUCUGCAUGCCGACUGCACGGAGAUGUUGGUGUUGGGGAACGGAUAGCUAAGAGGCUCGUAAAACUCGGUCCUCUUUCAGCAGCUUCACCUUAUGUUCUGUUAUCCAACUUAUACGCCAUGAAUAACAACUGGGAUGCUGUUUCGAGGUCGAGACGAUUGCUGAAAGAUGGAGACAUGGAAAAGGAGGCUGCUCGAACAUCCAUAUAUUUGUCCACUUUUAGUUAAAAUGCAAAAGCAAAUAGAUUUACAUGUGAAUAUGAAGUUGGGGAUGAAUCCAAGUUGGUUUAGGUGUGUGUGGAUGGAUGAGGGACAUAUGCUUUUUGAUACUAGAGCAAGGCUCAAGUUGUGACCAUUACUUACUUGUUGCAUAAUUUAAUUUGUUACUAUUAUAGUAAUAUUAA
Molecule: messenger RNA, 1921 nt
Organism: Salvia splendens (bonfire salvia)
Lineage: Eukaryota; Viridiplantae; Streptophyta; Magnoliopsida; Lamiales; Lamiaceae
Product: pentatricopeptide repeat-containing protein At3g53360, mitochondrial-like
Exons: 1
Coding region: 81-1745 (554 amino acids)
Biological process (GO): RNA modification
Cellular component (GO): intracellular membrane-bounded organelle
Molecular function (GO): protein binding; RNA binding
Source: RefSeq, a predicted model, not a curated record